UCAUGCAUAUCUGUUCGUGUGUUCAAAGUUCACGUUAACAAAAGUACAAUAUCUUUUCUACUGUUGAGGGUAUUCGACGAUCAUCUUAUCAUAAUAACGACCUUAGAAUGGUCAUUAUUAUAAUAAUAAUACGUGAAAUGACUCGCGUAAACACAACGGAGAAAACCUUUCUAUCGGAGCACACACGAACAGAGUUAGAAACUGCGUAACUGCAUUCCAAAGAGGAUGGGAGGAAGCUUUGGCACUCCGCCUCGGUUACCCGACAUUGACUUCGGAGGGAAGACCGUAAUCGUAACCGGUGCAAAUACAGGAAUCGGCUAUGAGACUGCGAAGGCGCUUGCCCAGAUGGGGUCAAAGGUCAUAUUAGCGUGCCGUUCUGAAGUAAAAGCAAAUGAGGCCUUACAACGAAUGAAAGACGAGCACGGCAAAGAGAAAUCUUCGCAGAAUGACGCAAGGAUAUGUAUCAAGGCAGAAGAUCUGGAUGUAGAAUUCAUGACCCUUGACCUCGGGUCAUUAGCAAGUACUAUGACGUUUGUCGAGGAGUACAAGACUAAGGGAUAUCCUCUCCACGUGCUCAUAUGCAACGCUGGAAUGGGAUGGGGACCAGAUGAGCCGACAGCAGACGGAUUCGAGAUUCACUUCCAGGUUAACUAUCUCUCUCACUUCCUGCUUAUACUUCAUUUACUUCCGGUUAUGAAGUCAACUGGUAUCGAUACACGGAUUGUUCUGAUAUCGUCUUUAAUGUAUCGGAAUUCAAAGUGGGAUCCGAAAGACUUGCAAUGCUUCAAUGAGAAAGAUAAGAUGAUAAUUUAUGGGACAACGAAACUAUACCAGAUCAUGCAGAUGUUCUGUCUGGCAAGAAGACUAGAGGGGUCAAAGGUCGGCGUGUUUUCGGUACAUCCGGGUAUGGUUGAUACAGAGUUCAACGCACGCCCAGGUCAACCAAUCACAAGAGGGAGCAGAGUUUUCCUGAGGGCAACAAAGUCAUUAAGAAUGAUUAGGACGCCUUUCGACGGGGCUUUGACUGGACUUCAUGCCGCUGCUAACCCGGCAUAUGAUUCUAAAACGGCGCUCUAUUUCGCGAGCUCCAGGCCGCGAAAUCUUACUGCUUUACCCAGAGACAAGGUAAAGCAGGAGCUUUUAUGGGAAUACUCUCUCGAUUGUCUGAAGGAUUACAUCACAGAAGAUGUGUUAAAAGAAUUGAACUGAGUAGAGAAGACCUCCACCACGGAGUCCAAUGCAUUAUGUGAUAAUAGGCCUAGUGUAAUUUAAAAAAAGUAACUAAAUAUUUAAUAAUACGAUUUCUUGAAAGUUUCUGUCCUUUGGGAUACAGGGUGCUAUCACACACACACACACACACAUAUAUAUAUACACACACAUAUCGUGUGUGUACCCCCCCCCCAAAAAAAAAAUGAUAAUAAUAAUUUGACACCUCAAAAUUCCCAAUUUAAGGAAAAUUAUGUCAUGAACACAUAAUUAUCAUAUACAGGAAAGUAUGCUUUCCUUAACAAUCGAUACCAUAUUUAUGUGGUAUAUUUUAUCGCUUGGAUGACCAGGAGGUAUUCUUUGCAGAGAUGUAAAUUCGCCCCAAAGUAAUGCAUAACUACAAUUAGUGAAUCCAGAUGUCGAGGACGUCAUAAUAUUACAAUGGUUGCAUUGAAAUCUAUUUCAAAACAUUUUAUCUGUAAUUUACAUUAAAAUAGUUUUACAAGCACAUUUUAGUAUCAAUUCACAAGUUAAUUUCAUUGAAAAGGGAAAAGCAAAUGUGUUUACUAACUCAUGUAGGAUUAUAACAUCAUUGGCAUCUGGAUUCAUUCAUUGCAGUCAUGCCUUACUUUGGCGCAAAUCAGAAUUUACAUUACUCCAAAGAAUACCUACUGAUUAUCCAAGCAUGAAGAUAAAACACAUCGAUAUGGUAUUGAAUUAUUUAUGAGAAACUACAUUUUCAGCCCAUAUAUAAUGAUAAUGCGUUCAUGACAUGUUUUUACUUAAAUUAGGGAUUUGUGAGGUGUCAAUUUUUUUUCUACUCACACGGUACACACACAUAUUUAUAUACACACAUACAUUAUCAUUAUUAACAACUACUAGAAAUAUGUAUGCAUUAACUAUUUUUAUUCUCACUGAUAUUAUUCACCAUAAACGAUUGAUCUCAAUGGAUACAUCAAUUUAGUUAUGAUCCAAUGUGUAUCUUCAAUAUUGACUUUCCAUAACAAGAAUAACAGCUUGUUUGCAUCUUCUUUUGGAUUAGAAGAUUUUAAGCUUAAAAUUGUCGAAACUGUAUAUUUGUAGGGUUUAAGAGGACUCACAAAAACUUGUAAUAUACGUAGAGUUUAAAAUGUGUUAUAUGUAUAUAUAUAUACAUACACAUACAUAUAUGAAGAGUUUGGUUGCAAAAGAGGUUAGGUACACUUUGGAUCAUUCAGAGAAAAAUUAAAUCUUUUAUUCUCACUUAUUGCAAUAUUCUUAUGAGAGACUGAAUUGUCAUGUUGUACUACCCUAUCAUGUGAA
This is a messenger RNA of Lytechinus variegatus (green sea urchin), 2508 nucleotides long. RefSeq names its product retinol dehydrogenase 14-like. The coding region runs from base 226 to 1209 and encodes 327 amino acids. Lineage: Eukaryota; Metazoa; Echinodermata; Echinoidea; Temnopleuroida; Toxopneustidae. The transcript has 9 exons. The record is from RefSeq and is a predicted model, not a curated record.